This is a messenger RNA of Penaeus indicus, 436 nucleotides long. Its product is annotated as intraflagellar transport protein 140 homolog. The transcript is spliced from 2 exons. Gene Ontology annotation, cellular component: axoneme; intraciliary transport particle A; ciliary basal body. Lineage: Eukaryota; Metazoa; Arthropoda; Malacostraca; Decapoda; Penaeidae. Gene Ontology annotation, biological process: intraciliary retrograde transport. Bases 1 to 393 code for a protein of 130 amino acids. The record is from RefSeq and is a predicted model, not a curated record.
AUGUUCCCAGGAGACGGUGAGACAGGAAUUAGAGAACUCCAGGACAUGCUGAUGGAUCCUAAUAUUGAGGCUGCGGUUCGCCAAGGGGAUAUUUAUGCCACAAUAAUUGAAUAUUACGUUUCCAAUAACAAUUUCAAGUCUGCUGUCAGUUCAUUGCAAGAUAUGAAGAAUAGGUUGCCAAAGGCCAACCCCAGUUACUACAUUGAUGCCCAAGCUCUCCAGUCAAUUGCCAGAGCAACAGGAGUCAAUGUUGGAGGAAUAGAAAAUGGAAUUGAGGAAGGAGGAAGCGAAGAUGAAGGAAAUGCAAGCGAGGAAGAAGUGGUCGAGGAAGAUGAGGAAGAUAUUAGACCACAGCGUCAUUUUGCCCUGAACGGGUCCGCAAAGUUCCUGUAAUCAAGUGGCCAUUAUUUAAGCCUUGAUAUUUAAGAUUAUUAAA